CCUCGCUUGUUUGGGCGGGUCUACUGUAAAAACAAAAAACUAUACAACAGGAAGAAGAACCCAGUCUGCGCUCUGCUGUCAUGGUCGCUUUAACAUCAGCGCCAUUCGUGGCUUUGUUCGCUUGUUCAUGGAUCUUUGUUCUGUGUCAAGAAACACAGGAGGUGACAGUGAAGCCUGGAGAGGACGCCACUCUUCCCUGUCGGGGUCACAGAGGUGCUACCAUAGAAGUGAUAAAGUGGAUCAGAACUGACCCGAAGUCAGGUGAUGGUUAUGUCUUCUUCUUCAGAGACGGCCGCUCAUAUGAAAACUACCAGCAUGAAUCUUUUUGUGGUCGAGUGGAGCUGAGAGAUCCAGAGAUGAAGGACGGAGACGCUUCUGUGAUUCUGAAGAACGUCAACAUCAACGAUGCUGGAACAUAUGAGUGUCGGGUUAGAGAGGAAAAUACAUCUGAACUCACCGGCAUCGUCAGGCUGACAGUGAAAGUGACAGGUCACACAGCUGGACACAAGGAGGGAGGAGACAAGGAGGGAGGAGACAAGGAGGGAGGAAACAAGGAGGAAGGAGACGGGGAGGGAAAUGUUGGACUGAGAGUCGGUCUGCCAGUUUCUGUGAUUCUUCUUCUUCUUCUUCUUGGUGUUGGUGGUUUUGUGAUCUUUAAAGAAUAUAACAGACGCACAGGGUAUCAACAACCUGCUAUAAACAGACAUGAACUGCAGAACCUGCAGAGAGAUUAACAGACCAGAGGCAGCAGAUGAGAAUUAGUGAGGAUCCAGACUGAACUCACUCUGGUUACUGUGGGGAGCACUGAUUGGUCGUUACUCUCUGGCUGCUGAUUGGUGGACUGAACGUGCUGCUGGACAGAAGAAACACAUUCCUCCUGUAAAAUAAACCUGAGCUGUUGACAUACGUCUGAUUUCACCUGGAGGCAGGUUAAUGCCAGAUGGGCUGACUGACCAGCAGCUCUGUGGGACAAACAAUAUGACCUGAUGCUGGAACAGCCAGCUGAUUGUUAAUUACAGGAAGUGGUACAGACCGUCGGCACCUCCCCCACCCCUUCAAGUGGAUCCAUCCAUCCAGGUAGAGUCAGAGGUCAAAUCAAAUUAAACGGGUAAAGGACCAAAAA
Messenger RNA from Micropterus salmoides (largemouth bass), 1123 nucleotides. RefSeq names its product coxsackievirus and adenovirus receptor homolog. Lineage: Eukaryota; Metazoa; Chordata; Actinopteri; Centrarchiformes; Centrarchidae. The record is from RefSeq and is a predicted model, not a curated record. The transcript has 3 exons. The coding region runs from base 81 to 734 and encodes 217 amino acids.